UCCAUGUUCAUAGCAGCAUGAUUCACAACAGUCAAAAAGUAGAAGCAAACCUUGGAUGGAACAAGUCCACGGACAGGAAUGGAUAAACAGAAGGUUGUAUCGUACAAGGGAAUACUAUUCUGACACACGGUACAAGGUCGUAAAACAUGGAGGCUGGUUCAGUGGUUCGAGCCAUCUUUGACUUCUGCCCUAGUGUGUCCGAAGAACUACCGCUCUUCGUGGGAGAUGUCAUUGAGGUGUUGGCAGUGGUGGAUGAAUUUUGGCUUCUAGGAAAGAAAGAGGAUGUUACAGGGCAGUUCCCCAGCAGUUUUGUGGAAACUGUGACCAUUCCCAGUCUAAAAGCAGGAGAGAGGCUGUUUGUCUGUGUCUGUGAAUUUACAUCCCAAGAAUUGAACAGUCUUCCCCUCCAUCGAGGUGACCUAGUGAUUCUCGAUGGUGCCCCCACGGCCGGCUGGCUGCAGGGCCGAAGCUGCUGGGGUGCCCGGGGCUGCUUCCCGUCGUCGUGUGUUCGGGAGCUCUGCCUCUCCUCACAGAGUCGUUGCUGGUGCCCACAGAGCACCUCGCUCCAGAUUCCUGAGUACUCAAUGGGACAAGCGCGGGCGCUGAUGGGGCUUUCGGCCCAGCUGGACGAGGAGCUGGACUUCAGAGAAGGGGAUGUGAUUACCAUUAUUGGAGUUCCUGAGCCAGGCUGGUUUGAAGGGGAAUUAGAGGGUCGAAGAGGCAUUUUUCCCGAAGGUUUUGUAGAGCUUUUGGGGCCCCUGAGGACUGUGGAUGAGUUGGUAAGUUCUGGAAAUCACGACGACUGUGUUAUUAAUGGUGAAGAAGAGAUCCCUGCAGGAGAAGACGAGAGGGGGCCGGAAGAGGAUGAGGAGCAGCCGGGGACUUAUGGAAUUGCCCUCUACAGAUUCCAGGCCCUGGAGCCGAAUGAGUUGGAUUUUGAGGUAGGUGAUAAAAUCCGAAUUCUGGGAACGCUGGAAGAUGGGUGGCUAGAAGGAUCACUGAAGGGCAGGACAGGCAUCUUUCCUUACCGAUUUGUAAAGCUAUUUUCUAAAACAAGAGCAGAGGAGACCAUGGAUCCUCCACAGGAAAGCAGCCCUACUGAGAUCCCUGACCCUUCUUUGGGUUGUUCAGAGAACUCCUUGGUGGUGGAAGGAAGAAAACCCGAAUCUCCUGAGUAUAAAGCAGAGAAGUCCAACUGUGUUAUUUCUGAGACAUCUGCUUCUCCCCUGGAGCAUCUGACUUCUGAGUAUGAAGUAAACAAAAACUGUCAUCAGGAUGAAGGCCUCUCAGGGGGUGCCCCAAGAAGCCCAGGCCUGGGGCACGAACAGCCUCUUGCCAAAGACUCUUCUGCAGAGGAUCCUUCAGAGAUAGUCAAUGGGGUUUCUUCCCAACCUCAGGUACCUUUUCCUCCCAGACUGCAGAAACACCAGUAUUACUCUACAGCAGGAGGGGGCCACCGAAGCUCAGAGCAGUACGCUGGCCCUCUUCCCUUUGAAGCAAGGACUAAAGACAACUCCAGCCUACCUCCCAGAGGAAUGUCCUCUCCACCAAAAACCCUUCAGAAGCCAGUGCUGCCUCCUCACGGUGGCUCUUAUCUUCUAGGCCCUCGGGUAGUCACACCCAGCCAGUUGAGCUCUCUGCUCCAGGGCGUGGCAAGAUGUGCUAUAAAGCACCACAUGCCCAAAGCAAACGUCUCCAGCUUUUGUUCUGCACCAGAGGGAUCAGACAUGAGGCCUGGUCUGCAAGACAAGGUGUUUGCAGCCGAAGCCAUGGCACUUUUACACGGAGAAGGCAACACUGACCUGGAUUCGAAGUUGACACAACAGCUGAUAGAGUUUGAAAAGAGCUUGUCAGGGCCCGGCCUAGAACCAGAUAAAAUUUUGCGCCACUUUUCAAUCAUGGACUUUAACUCGGAGAAGGACAUUGUCCGAGGUUCCUCAAAGCUAACCAGCCAGCAGGAGCUUCCUGAGAGGAGGAAGGCCCUAAGGCCCCCGCCACCGCGUCCCUGUACUCCAGCAUCCGCUUCUCCCCACAUGCUUCUUGACCAGAACCUGAAACCUGAACCGCCCUUGACGAUGCGACCCUCUCGCCCCGCUCCCCUGCCUCCCUCGGCACAGCAUCGGGGGACUCCAGGAUCCCCCAGGCUCCUAACCUGUACCCGUCCGAGCUGUGAGACGCCGGAGAAGGAGGGCCCUGAGAGUGUGGACCAGACUUUGGACCAGACUUCCCAGUGUCCCUUAGUAUUGGUGAGGGUUCAGGAAAUGGAACAGGAUUUGGAUGUGGGUAGCAGGGCUCAAGAAGAGCUAAACUUAACGCUGGAGGAAAAGCAAGAUGAAUCAUUAAGGGAAGAGACCCUUGAGGAUCUUGAGUUCUAUGAGAGCAACAUUGAAAGUUUGAAUAUGGAACUCCAGCAACUCAGCGGUAUUUUUAUCUGCACCUUUCUGAUUUCUAACCUUAUUCCCCAGUUCCUGAAUAUGCUGGAUGAUUGGAUGGAAAAGAGAUUCAGGAAAUGGUCUUCAUGCUUCUCUGGCAUGCCCCACCCAGGCCCAUGGAAGGAGGAAGUAAAACGCGUGUCUUUAUGCACACCGAACAUGUGGGAGACCCAAGAAGUUAGAGAAGAAAGAGAAACGGAGAAGAAAGGGCACUGGGGCUCCAGCUGGGAGUAUGAAGACCACAGGAGUCUACAGAAGAGGGACCUCACAGGGCUGGAUCGACUUUACAGAGAAGGUGGCUUGGAUUCCAGACACUGGACCUUGGGGCAGAAUCGGCCCUAUAGAAAAAGACAUUGUGGAUACUGGGCUUUUGAGCAGAGUGAACCAAGCUACUCGGACCAUGAGGAAGAGGAAGAAAGUGGAAAGGACUGUAUGAACUACAGAAGUAUGGCUCAGGGUUGUGAUGGUUACAAGAACUCAGAAAAUGUGGGUUAUGGGAAUCCGAGCCCGGGGACUAAGGAUAACCGACUUACAGGCAGCUCAGAAGGCUGGAAAGCUGGAGGGUAUGGGGACAUGAAUGGCCACACGGAUGGUCAGAAUCUGAAUUUUGAUCCUGAGGACUCUAAAGAAACUGAAUCGUGCACUCGCCACAGUGGUUUGGAUGAUUCUGUGGGGAAUUGUGGUCAACCUGAAAAGUGGCACAUGGACUACAGGAAUUUUAAUUAUAAUCUUGAGGAUUGUAAAGAAGCUAAUUUUUAUUAUAGAAACCGCAACAAUUUAUGUCACGUUCCUGGGAAUUAUACUAAUGGUCAGUCUGUGGACUUCCCAGAUUUGGAUGGAGUCAGUGAAGGUAAAGAAUUUGUCAAAUACCAUGAAGGGGACAGAAAGGUUUGUGAAAAUGGUAAAAUCUGUCCCAACGCAAAGACUCAUGCCCUGGAUCAGAGUGACUUUGACACAGAACAUAAAGGCUACGAUACUGUAUUUGCCAACUGUGAGUAUAAAUUUCAGAAUUACAGAGGGACAGAUUCUGUCCAUCAGAUGAAGAAUUGGGAGGAUAAUGGCAUUGACAAAGCAGGAACCAUGGCGCUUGGGAGCAGGGGCAUCUUCCCGGAUAGUCCGCAGAGUCAGUGGAUGAGAGGGGGCCGGGGAGAAGAUCACUGUGGCAUUCUUCAGGGUCCUUCAUUAGGGAAGAAUACUUGGCAGUUUGAGGAAGACAAAAAAAGAAAUGGCCUGGAGACUUGGAAAAGGAAUAGUUGCUUCCGCCGCACGGCACCCAGCAGCCUGAGACGCUCAGAAUUUGUGCAAAACAGGAAGAAAACUCAAGUCCUCAAGUACCGAAAGGGUGAUGAAGACAGCCUCAUGGAGAAAAUUUCCAAACUGAACAUCCAUUCCAUCAUCAAGAAAUCCAACCGCGUUAGCAGUCACCUGAAGCACCUCACUGGCUUUGCUCCACAGAUCAAAGAUGAAGCAUUUGAAGAAACAGAAAAGAACUUCCGAAUGCAAGAAAGAUUGAUCAAAUCUUUUAUCCGGGACCUGUCUCUCUACCUUCAGCAUAUCCGGGAAUCGGCGUGUGUGAAAGUGGUGGCUGCUGUGAGCAUGUGGGAUGUGUGCAUGGAGAAGGGACACAGAGACUUGGAGCAGUUCGAGAAGGUGCAUCGCUACAUCAGUGACCAGCUCUUCACACAUUUCAAGGAGAGGACAGAGCGGCUUGUCAUCUCUCCCCUCAAUCAGCUGCUGAGCAUGUUCACAGGGCCCCACAAGCUGGUGCAGAAACGCUUCGAUAAGCUUCUGGACUUCUACAACUGCACGGAACGGGCAGAGAAGCUAAAGGACAAGAAGACUCUGGAGGAGCUGCAGUCGGCCCGGAACAACUACGAGGCCCUGAACGCGCAGCUGCUGGACGAGCUGCCCAAGUUCCAGCAGUUUGCCCAGGGGCUCUUCACUAACUGCGUACACGGCUACGCCGAGGCCCACUGUGACUUCGUGCGCCGGGCGCUGGAGCAGCUGAAGCCGCUGCUGUCGUCACUUAAAGUCGCCGGCAGAGAGGGGAACCUUACCACCGUCUUCCAUGAGGAGCACAGCAGGGUCCUGCAGCAGCUCCAGGUUUUCACCUUCUUCCCAGAGUCGCUUCCGGCUGCCAGGAAGCCGUUUGAGAGGAAGACCACCGACCGUCCGGCGGCCCGGAAGCCGCUGCUGGGGCUGCCAAGUUACAUGCUACAGUCGGAAGAACUCCGGGCCUCCCUUCUGGCAAGGUAUCCCCCUGAAAAACUCUUCCAAGCAGAACGGAACUUCAAUGCAGCUCAAGACUUAGAUGUCUCACUUCUGGAAGGUGACCUGGUGGGCGUAAUCAAAAAAAAGGACCCCAUGGGCAGUCAGAACCGCUGGCUGAUUGACAAUGGAGUCAGCACAGGCUUUGUGUACAGCUCCUUCCUGAAGCCCUACAAUGCCCGCCGCAGCCAGUCUGACGCCUUCCUUGGCAGCCACUCCUCCACCGAGUCGGAGCCCGGCGGCUCCUCUCCCGGGUUCCCACGGCGGAACUGCAGCAGCACCUUGACCUUCAAUCCCAGCAGCAUGGCUGUGUCCUUCAGCUCAGGGUCCUGUCAGAAACAGCCUCAAGAUGCCACUUCAUUGAAGGAACCGGACCAGGAAACUGCCAGUGCAUCCUUAAACUUGGGUUGUUCGGAGAGCAGUCCUUCCAGAUGCCCCACAGACCCAGAUUCCAGCUCCCAGCCCAGGUCAUGGGAUUUUCCGGAGGCAGCCAGAGACAUUCACCAGCCCGCCCCUGCCCUCAGGAGCUCCAGAAACUCGAGGCAUCCAGAAACGGUUGGUCACUCCCUACCAGGGCGAAAUGGGCAGGGAAAAGACCUCAUGAAAGGGUGCACAAGAACGACCCAGUGUCUGGAAGACAAAAAUGAAGAACCAGAAAGCAGGGAGGCAGAAGGCAACCAGGUCUAUUUUGCUGUCUAUACCUUCAAGGCACGGAACCCAAAUGAGCUGAGUGUGUUAGCCAAUCAGAGACUCAAGAUCCUGGAGUUUAAAGAUGUUACGGGAAAUACAGAGUGGUGGUUAGCCGAAGUUAAUGGGAAGAAGGGCUAUGUUCCAUCCAAUUAUAUCCGCAAAACUGAAUAUACCUGAGCCUAUUCCCUCUCCCGUUUAACCUUGCUGCCUUCACUUCCUUCUGCUGAAGGGUUCUGGUGGCCCUCCAAGAGGGCACCUGCUCCUGGGACACCGGCCCCGUCUGCAUUGUUUAACCAACCACGGCACAGCGCAGGGCACAGGAUGAGUCUUGUUUCCUGACAUUGGGUUGUCAACUUUGAUGCUCACUAGACUUUCUAGAAUUUUAAAUGGACCCUGGGGCUUGUGAAUGAUUCUGUGACCAUGAGAAGAAAGGCAAGUCUUGGGUCAGCCUUUGGAAAUGAGAAAUUUCCAAUGGGAAGACCAGUAUCGGAUAUAUGCUGGAAGCUGUGCUCCAGCAUGAGAAGAUGUUGGCGUGGGUUGUACCAUACUGAGUUUGGGGCAGUCCCAUGCUCCACGAAACUGACUUGGAUGAAGAGAAUUCUCUGGGAGCCCUUUUAGACUGCGCCUCUGCACGUGGCAAGAAGUUUGUUGAGAUUGUACCAAAUCUGGUGUUUCAACGCUUCAGUGUUUGGCACGCAUUCACACAUACACACCCACCCCUAAUUUCUAAAAGUCCCUAAAACACUAUCAUCUGUAAUCUUAUUUAUUUCAAAUACUGCAUUUCCAGAUCGGCUAGGCAAAAUUCAAUUGCGUUCUCUUUUUAAAAAGUGUUUAGGGUCUUUACUUCCCUUCAGUCUUUCUAUGAAUGGGUCUCUUCCCUUUGAGGUUUACAACCUUCUGCCCCUUCUAACAGUCACCUCUGCUUUAUUGAGUCCGUGUGUGAUGUCUUCUGGCCCUUCACCUGCAACCCAAUAACUGAUAGCUUUUCCUAGGAGAACAAGAUCAGAGCUCCAGCCACCCCAUGGAAAGAGCUCGCCCUACAGUAAGCUGAAACCAGUCUGGCCUGGUGGAAGAUGGGAUGCCUUUCUCCUUCAUCCACACUACUGUCCACAGAUGCAGAAAGCAUAAUGCUUGUGUAUUGUAUGAGUGAGAAGCAGUCCCAGAGGUAGCUUAUCCAAGACUUGGAAAUCAGCAUUUUCUGUUUUACCACUAACCUCCAUGCUUCAGGAACCGUAGUCUAAGCCAAACAAAUCCUAAAGUGCCUGAUCGUCCCUCCCUCUCGCCUCAGGAAGAUCUUCGCUAAUCCUUACACAAAGAAUCUCCCCCUGAAAAUUCUAUUUAAGCAGGGCUCUUAUUCUUAAGGUCUUCCCCAGAUAUGAAGCCUACCUUGGAAUAGAAAACUAUGAAUUUUGCCUUAAGAAAGGGAAUUAAGAACACCUUACAGCCCCUGCUCCUUCAAGUGCACCUUUGGUCUUAAAAUCCUGAUGAGCGGGGAGACACCUGUGGGACCCCUUAGCCCUGUGUGUCUGCGGGUUGGUCAAAAGGCAGCAACGCGAGUCUCCUGUGAACAGUGUUUAUAUUUAGAGAUGUUUAUAUUUAAGUAGUUAUUUUAUAAAUAAAGGCAUUUCUAAGGGC
Messenger RNA from Leptonychotes weddellii (Weddell seal), 7025 nucleotides. The record is from RefSeq and is a predicted model, not a curated record. NCBI's taxonomy places the organism in Eukaryota, Metazoa, Chordata, Mammalia, Carnivora, Phocidae.